CUUAUUCAUUGCAUUUAUUUCUCGGUGCCUAGUAGAGUAUUGGGUAGCAAGGAAGAGCUCAGUAAUAAAUGCUUAUUGAAUGAAUGAAAAGAGACGGAAGUCUGAGGAAUUUGGCGGAAUGAGAAGCAAAAAAAGGUCAAAAGCUGUAAAAUCAAACAUAGCGCCAGCGCCCUCCGCAGGUGAGGGUGGGUAGUAGGUGCUUUAGGAGUGCCGGAGGGAGACGGCAGGGGGAGCUCAGGUACUGCUCGCGGAGGCAGAGGCUCUCGGACUACAACACCCAGCAAUCACCACGAGCCCUACGGCUUGAUGGGAACGGUAAGCCUCCGCGACCUGUCACGUGCUUGCCCCGCCCCUCCCGCGGGUCUCCCGCGAAAUCUGACCCGGGAUGCGGAGGUCCAAUGGAAAGGCGGGGCCAAAUCCCGCGAGAGCAGGUGGCUCUUAGCGACCGCGGGGGCUGAGGGACGCUGUGCUUGUGGCGGGGCGCGCCCGCCUCUCCCGCUCGCCUUCCGGGGUCUUCCGCCCUCUCCCGGAAGAAGGAGGAAGGGCCCCGGACGGGUUCUCCGGGGCUGCGUCUGGGAGCCGAGAAGUUUGAGGCGGUGUGGGCUGUCGUACCGGCAGGGCAGCUGGGCGCUCGAGGGACGAGGGUCGCGGCGGGGGCCGGAGUCCGCGCUUCUUCGGCAGCAUGAGCGCGCCCGAGGCGCCCCGGUCGGCCCCGGACUGCCUUGCUGCGGACCAGGCCCCCGCUCCGGCUCCCCUGUCUCCUCGGGCUUCCCCGAAGGGUGAGAGUCCGGACUCUGAACUGUUGCCACCGCCGGUACCUCCCGCUGGGGACGGCCCGGCCCACUCGUUUCCGGAUCCCGCGGCGGGCUCCCGGGCGCCAGGGGAGGGCGGCCCCGCUUCUGCCUCCACCGCCCUGCAUGCGGGCUUCGCUGCUCCUACCGACUUGAGCCCUCGAAUCGAGGAGCCAGAGGUUGGUGAAAACAUGAGCCUUCCCGCAGAAGAAGCGGACGGGCCGGAGUUGGGGCCAGGAGAGGCGGUGGAAGGAGUGUCUGAGGACCUCGCCCCGGAGGACGAAGGAUACAGCACCUGGAACUACUGCUUCUCCCAGCUCCCUCGGUUUCUCAGUGGUUCCUGGUCAGAGUUCAGCACCCAACCCGAGAACUUCUUGAAAGGCUGUAAGUGGGCUCCUGAUGGUUCCUGCAUCUUGACCAAUAGUGCGGAUAACAUCCUGCGGAUUUAUAACCUGCCCCCAGAGCUGUACAAUGAGGGGGAACAGCUGGAAUAUGCAGAGAUGGUCCCUGUCCUUCGAAUGGUGGAAGGUGACACCAUCUAUGAUUAUUGUUGGUAUUCUCUGAUGUCUUCAUCCGAGCCAGACACCUCCUAUGUCCGUGUCUCUCUCAGCGUGGCCAGCAGCAGCCGGGAGAACCCCAUUCACAUCUGGGAUGCAUUUACUGGAGAGCUCCGGGCUUCCUUUCGUGCCUACAACCACCUGGACGAGCUGACGGCAGCCCACUCGCUCUGCUUCUCCCCUGACGGCUCCCAGCUCUUCUGUGGCUUCAACAGGACCAUACGGGUCUUUUCCACUGCCCGGCCUGGCCGUGACUGUGAGGUCCGAGCCACGUUUGCCAAAAAGCAGGGCCAGAGUGGCAUCAUCUCCUGCAUAGCCUUCAGCCCAGCCCAACCCCUCUACGCCUGUGGCUCCUAUAGUCGUUCCCUGGGUCUGUAUGCUUGUGAUGAUGGCUCCCCUCUUGCUUUGCUGGGAGGACACCAAGGAGGCAUCACUCACCUCUGCUUUCACCCUGAUGGCAACCGCUUCUUCUCAGGAGCCCGCAAGGAUGCUGAGCUUCUGUGCUGGGACCUCCGGCAGCCCGGCCAUCCACUGUGGUCGCUGAGUCGAGAGGUGACCACCAAUCAGCGCAUCUACUUCGAUCUGGAUCCGACUGGGCAGUUCUUGGUGAGCGGGAGCACCAGUGGGACUGUGUCUGUGUGGGACACCGGCGGGGCUGGACAGGAAGGGAAGCCGGAGCCGUUGCUGAGUUUUCUGCCCCAGAAGGACUGUACCAACGGAGUGAGUCUGCACCCUAGCCUGCCAUUGCUGGCCACCGCCUCUGGUCAGCGUGUGUUCCCAGAGCCCACAGAGAGUGAGGACGAAGGGGAGCGGGAGGUGGACCUUCCCCUGCUUUCCAUGCGCCACAUCCACCUCGAAUGUCAGCUUCAGCUCUGGUGGUGUGGGGGGGACAUGGACUCCAGGAUAGCUGAUGCUCCCCAGGGCCAGAAGGGCCAGGGAGGGACUGAAGAAAGUGAGUGUGAGUUUACAUAAAACCGUUUUCUAUGGC
Molecule: messenger RNA, 2336 nt
Organism: Nyctereutes procyonoides (raccoon dog)
Lineage: Eukaryota; Metazoa; Chordata; Mammalia; Carnivora; Canidae
Gene: WRAP53
Product: WD repeat containing antisense to TP53
Exons: 10
Coding region: 683-2320 (545 amino acids)
Biological process (GO): Cajal body organization
Cellular component (GO): Cajal body
Molecular function (GO): protein binding; RNA binding
Source: RefSeq, a predicted model, not a curated record